This is a messenger RNA of Protopolystoma xenopodis, 347 nucleotides long. Lineage: Eukaryota; Metazoa; Platyhelminthes; Monogenea; Polystomatidea; Polystomatidae. The record is from the annotation of a GenBank genome assembly.
UCACUGAGGUGCUGGCUGGACAACACGGCAUUCUUUCUACUCCUGCUGCCUCUUGUUUGAUUCGUCAUCACCAAGCUCAGGGCGGAAUCCUGCUCACAGCGAGUCAUAAUCCAGGAGGUUUGGAUGCUGACUUCGGAAUUAAAUACAAUGUGGAAAAUGGUGGACCUGCACCAGAGAAAGUCACAGACACUAUCUACGAGGUGACGAAAACCAUAACUCAGUAUCGGACUAUUGCUGUACCAUUGCCUAUUGAUAUUACCAAGUUGGGCGAUCACGUCUUUCAUCUAAGUAAUGGAAAAGAGUUUAAGGCGAGUUUUUUCGCUUUUUCUAUUAUUUUUGUUAGUUGA